Nematolebias whitei (Rio pearlfish) is the source of this 11922-nucleotide messenger RNA. It is a transcript of the gene kmt2bb, whose product is annotated as lysine (K)-specific methyltransferase 2Bb. The transcript has 36 exons. Gene Ontology annotation, cellular component: histone methyltransferase complex; nucleus. Gene Ontology annotation, molecular function: DNA binding; histone H3K4 methyltransferase activity; zinc ion binding. The coding region runs from base 7 to 11505 and encodes 3832 amino acids. Gene Ontology annotation, biological process: positive regulation of DNA-templated transcription. NCBI's taxonomy places the organism in Eukaryota, Metazoa, Chordata, Actinopteri, Cyprinodontiformes, Rivulidae. The record is from RefSeq and is a predicted model, not a curated record.
GAAGCAAUGAUGGCGGCAGCGGGAUGCGGAUCAGCAACCGCAGCUGCCGUAGGAGGCCAAGGUGGAACCGCUACGGCCAGAGGUCGUUUCCCCGGUCGGCCUUGGUCAUCACGCAGUCGUUUGCGUUCGGAGAAGCGAUGGCAGCUCGGGCGAUCAAGCUCAGAGGCUGACGAUGUGACUACCGGAGGGCCAAGGCCCGCAAACCUGGGUCCUUCGUUAAACGAAGACCAGUCUCACUUGCGCCUACUUGGGAUUGAGGCAAGCCACAAGAUCCUUGGGCAAGCUGGUUAUAGUUCUAGUGGAAGCGAAGAGGGUGAUGAUUUCAAAGGAUUUGAAGCUGAGAAAAAAGGCUCAGUGGAAACUGUGACAUCACAACCAAUUUCUUCCAAAGGUGAUGCUGUCAACACAAAAUCUAGACGAAAAAGUGAGAAGCCACCGCGAAAAAUACCAGCGAAGGAGGAAGCUGUCCCCCCUGAUCCUGUUAAAGAUGUUAAAGCUGUGCAAGAAGUGCAGAGCGCGGCUUCUGAAAUAAAGCCAGCAAAAACUUCAAAAGGAAAAAACACUACGGAUCGACAGUCCGCUAAAAGCAAACCUUUAGCAACACCGAGGAUUACAAUAAAGUUAGUGGCCAAAAAGAAAGUGAAAACUAUAAAAGAGCCUCAAAAGAAAUCAGCAAAAAUUUUGAAGGCGAAAGAAGAAGUGCAGGACCUGCCUGUUGUGAAGGACAUUCAGGAUGACCAGAUUUUAAGUGCUCACAUCAAAUUAAAAGCAGAAACAUUUGUGGACGAGCAGCAAGGCACUGAGGAUAAAGGAGCGAAGACCAUGCCUACGAGAAGACGGGGGAGGUCUUCUGUGAAGCCAGCACCACUUGUUAGCCAGACUACUGCCAAAGUUGUGGUCGAUGACCAGAAAUCAACAGAGAAAGAACUGACUGACACCAGAAAGGACAGUGAGUGUGUAGAGCCAAAACCGAACAAAAAGGAAUUAAAGAAAAAGAAAGUGGUUGCUCCUCAGGGUUCUGCAGGUAAACAAGUGACACGUCGGAGCAACAGAGUUACUAACCCAGUCCUUAAAACAGACACAAACAGUGUACCUGAAACAGAAAAUCUGAGUAAAACUACUACUGUUCUGACAGAAUCUACAUCACAAGUUCCAGAUAAAGUUGAGGCCAAACCAUUAGCUGGUAGAGAAAGACGGAGGCAAAGCAAGCGGCUAAAUAAAAACGCUUCAGUGCCAGAAAAUCAAGACUCAGCUUCCACAGAGCCUGAUCAUUUGGCUAUAAAAAACAGAGACAAUUUGUCUUGUAAAAGUGAGGAAAUGAGGGUUCCAAGCCUAAAGUUAAUAAAGAUCAAAAACCCUAAAUACGAUCCGCAUGCCAGUGCGAAGACUUCAUCUCGCAAGAAAAAACGAAGAAAACAUAUCUGGACUUUAGCGUUGAUGAAUGAAGGGGGUCAGACUCUGGGUGCUGGAAAUGAGGUCAAAGUACCAACGGAGGCCGUUUGCAAAGUGGAUCAGCUCCCUCCCAGUGAUACCAGCAUCACCAAAAGUGUAAAACGACGGGGUAAAAAAUCAAAACAGGAGAAUAUCGACGCACAGCAAAAUGUGACGAGCAUUGAGAAGGAUCUCCAACAAAACGUUGUCUUGGAAAAAUCAAAUUCACUGGAGCAAGCUGAAGUAGAACCCACACCUGAGACGCCUACUCAAGAAAUGCCUAAAAUUGAUUCUGGAAAGGUUGUACCACCCCUUCAAAUCAAAAAGGUUUCCUCACCCAAUAAACGUAAAAGCUCAAAGCCGUCAUUUUUGAUCCAGCAGGUUAGCUCUGUGCCCGAAAAGAAAGAGGAUGUUUUGAAAGAUCCAGUCGAAGCUCCUGAGGAUAAGUCGUCUUCUUUGGAUGUUGAGGCCGCGCCUACAACAAAACUAAGGAGACGGACAUCAAAUCUUGAUUCACCACAAACAAAAUCUGUCCGCCAAAAGCCAGUGACUACUCAGAAACGAAAGUUAAGAAACAGUGCACGGGAGGAAGAGGCUCCGCAGGCGCAAGUCGAGUCUUCUCAGGUUUCAACAGAAGAUUCCACCUCACAAGCGCUUCCCACAAACACUUGUCACCUUUCGGCUGAGGCUCCACCACAGAUGACCACUGUAAACUCCUCCGAAGUUCUCGAGAAGGACACCUCAAAGAUUACGCACGAUCCUGCUCAGUUGCCAGGUGCAGUUCCUGCGCAGUUGCCAGGUGAAGUUUGUCUGCAAGAGGAAGAGAAAGAAGUAAAGCCACAGCCUGAAGAGGCUAAACCCUUACCUGUGCCUUCCAGGCCUAGAAAACCUAGAAAUAGUAAAGUAAGGAAAAAGAAGCGUGUUCAGAAGAAGGUGGUGGCUGUUUCUCCUGAUACAACGGUAGACGCAACUCCUGUUGUUGAUUCUAUUGACUUAGAGCCUGUUCAAAAGGAAAAUGCUCAGCCUCCAGCCAUAGAAGUAAGUCAGCCAGAGGCAAAAGAAGGUGCACUGCAAGAGGAUCUAACAGAGACCAAACAAGACACUGGACUAGUGGAAGAAGAGCAUAAACAGCCACCAGUUAAAGAGGAACCAGAUAUGCAGUUAAUCGAUAGUCAGCCUUCAGCCGUGUUGGAAAGUCAAGCAAGUGAUUUAAAAACAUUAAAGGAAUCUGCCAAGAAAUUAAAAAAGAGACGCAAAAACUUAAUUGGACAGCGUCCAAAAUACAAACGCAGAGGCAGAGAUGGGAAGUUUGCUCUUAAAUUAGCUAAACGUCAAAGGGUCAGUGAGGUAGAUGAUAACAAUUCGGAAUCGUUGGCAGAUCCUGCUUCAUCUCCGAGCUCUAAACUCAUUGGAAUACAGAAAAAGUACAAGAAGAAACAGCCAGGUCUUCAUUUUAUUGAACCCACAGGGUCCAAAUCAUCUCAAAUCAUUUCUGCACUGAUGGAAGUGGGACAGGAAAAGGGGAGUUUGAAGCAAGAAGCAGCGGACACCCCAGUAGACUCAGGACAAACGGAUGUGAGCGCUCAGCCUGGUAAGUCAAAGUUUGUCAAAAACAUCAAGCACUUCAUCAUGCCCGUUGUAAGUGCUAGGUCCUCGCGAGUUAUUAAGACUCCGCAGAGGUUCAUGGAUGACGCUGGGAUGUCUGUGUUACCUCGAAGAAACUCCCCGAAAAAGGGAUUACAGCUGGGCUUGCCAGUUCGUCCAGUAAAGAGGCGAGACGACGACGCAGACAGAGCCAUAUCCCCCAUCUUUUCCAUGGAUGAGGAAGAUAUACUGAGUGAAGCUCAGUUAGAUGUUGAUGUGUUUUCAGCUCAGGACCUGGACGACGAGCUCGAUUUAGCAGAAGGUCUGUUUUCUGAGCGAAAGUCUGGCAAAAAUGAACUGAAAGAGCCCCUUCUAAAUAACUCGAGCUUCAAGUGGCACCUUUCAGACGACUCUAGCGAGGAGGUGUAUGCAUUGGACAAAAUCCCAGAGAGCAAAUGCGACGACCUCUUUUUAUCAUCUACGAUGGAUAAAGCUCCAGAACCACCACUGGACCUUGUUGACUCUUUGAAAAAGAAAAGUUCACCCAAGUUUAACAAGCAAGCAGCUCAUCUCAAAAUUUAUCAAAGACUAAAGAAGCCGCACCUGGGGCUUCCAAAGAGCAGAAGCACACCAGAGGUUGAGCCUGUGAGUAAGCCGCCUCAGCCUCCCGUUGAUUUAGCAGAAGGACUGGAUGAUGAGGUCAUGAGCAUAAGUCUGAGACAGCGGGACACGAGCACAGAAAAAGACAAGUCCAAGCUCAAGAUCGAAGACCUUGAUUCUCCUGGAGUGGUGAGAAAGGUUGCUGUGUGCGUUCGGACCUCCAACUCCAACACACUUACUUUACAACCAAGCCAAGAGGAAGAUUUAGCAAGAAAUGACUCUGCCCAGCUUGACUCAGAGAAGCUGCAGCCAGUGCAGAAGUCGGACGAAGGCGUUCAUCUUGGUUCCUUCGAAAAGGGAGUGCCACAAAGGUCACGCCUCACUGGGGCAAAUAAAAGAAUGUUGAAUCUCCUCAGGAAAGCCAAGGUUCAACUCAUUAAAAUUGAUCAGCAGAAGCAGCUUAAGUCCUCUGGGCUGUUGUUUGGCCCAGCCGGAACCAGGUCGCACGAUAUCUCCUCGAAGAGACAAAGGAGGAAGCAGAGGAUGCAGCUUUAUCCUGAUGUGCCGGUCAAGACGGAGCCACUUCAAGGACAACCACAGCUCAUCUCCCCACUUUGCCAGGAGUUCCGCAGAGCCGGGGGGCCACGGAUCAAGCAUGUGUGUCGUGCUGCCUCGGUGGUGCUGGGGCAGCCUCGAGCCUUGGUACCCGACGACAUUCCCAGAUUAAGCGCCUUGCCUCUGCAUGAGAGAUCUGGCAUUUCCCCGUCAGCUGUCAAUCAAGAUAUUGGGUCUAUGUCGGAGUCCGACAGCCCGGGACUGUCAGAUCAGAAAGUAACAAAGUGUAAGAAGUCAUCGAAUUUUGUGAAACGGAAAGGACUGGGGCCUUUUGGGUACCGCUCUCGGAGGUGUGGAGUGUGCAAAGGCUGCAACCACGAGGACGAUUGUGGCAAGUGCAUCAACUGCCUCGACAAGCCCAAGUUUGGUGGUCCCAACACAAAGCGGCAGUGUUGUGUGUAUAAGAGAUGUGAUCAAAUCGAAGAGAGGAAAGCACGCAGACUUAGUGGCAGAACCGUUCCCAAAGGUUCCACGAAGCGUAGGCGGUCGUCUCUCAGCGGGGGUCAUUCUAGUAACGACGAAGGGAACGACGCAGCCGGGGACUCGCCAUCUGGUCUCCACACAGACUGCAACAGUCCGUCAGUGAGGAAGCAGCCGAAGCGUGUCGUAAAACCGCGAGUUUAUUUUGACCUGGUGGAUUACGAGUCAGACCUGGACGAGAAGACCCUCUCUAGUUCUGCCUCACCGGGGAGGAGACGGGGGGCUGGACCUCGCUUCAGUCAAGACUUUGUGUCUCUGGAUGGGUUCUUGGAAGACUUUUCAGACGAUGAAGUCAGACAACGCAAAUCUAGUUCUCAUCGGGUAUCGCAGAGUCGACGGAAACCUGAGAAGGUUCUUCCAUCUCAGAGCUCUUUGGAGCAGACCCCUCCCAGUGUCCUCGCUGCCCUGGCUCACGGGUUCGAGCAGCGAGAAGUUGAAUCUUCUAAACCAACUCACAAAAUCAGGGUCGACUUCAAGGAGGACUGCACCUUGGAAAACGUCUGGAGUAUGGGGGGUUUAAGUGUACUGACCUCUGCGCCUCUCAUGCCACCCUACGUUUGCUUCCUUUGUGCCAGUAAAGGUCAACAUGAGAUGUUGUACUGCCAGGUGUGCUGUGAGCCCUUCCACCAGUUUUGUCUCGAACCCGCCGAGCGCCCGUCUGAGGAGAACAAAGAAAACUGGUGCUGCCGGCGCUGCAAGUUCUGUCAUGUGUGCGGAAGAAAGAACAAGCUCUCUAAGCCUUUACUGGAAUGUGAACGCUGCCAGAACUGUUAUCACGCUUCCUGUUUGGGACCAAACUAUUCAAAGCAGCCCAAGAAGAGGAAGGCCUGGGUUUGUAUGACGUGCAUCAGGUGCAAAAGCUGUAGUGUCACACCAGGGAAGACUUGGGACACGGACUGGAACCAUGACAAAGGCCUCUGUCCAGACUGUUCUAAACUCUAUGACCAGGGUAAUUACUGUCCGAUCUGUUUUAAAUGUUAUGAAGACAAUGACUAUGACAGCCAGAUGAUGCAGUGUGGCACAUGUAACCACUGGGUGCAUGCCAAGUGUGAGGAUUUAACAGAUGAGCUGUAUGAGAUCCUGUCUAGCCUGCCUGAGAGUGUGGUGUAUUCAUGUCAGCCGUGCAGUGUGACCCAGCCCAGUGCAUGGAGAGAGCUGCUCUACAUUGAACUCCGGGCGGGGGUGGAGAAGGUGCUAGCUUGCCUACUCUCCUCCACCCUCACCCAGCACCUUGUUACGUGCUCACAGUGUGAAACGAUGGUCGAUCCUGACAGUGGACUGGAAGGGCAGCCAGCCUGUGACCUCCGAGCUGUUGGCAAGAAGUUUGACAAAGGCCUGUAUACAUCACUGAAAAUGUUCCAUGAAGAUGUGGUUCAGGUGGUGCGAAAGAGACUUGAACUAGAAGAACAUCUUCCCGAUGAGAAAAGACCUACUGCCCUCGCACGCUCGUACUACUUAAAGCUCCUUGAAGAGGUGUUUAACUGGUUCAACGGCCAGGACCCAAAGCUGUGGAACAUUUCCACUAAAGGCUUGCCGUUGGGGAUGUUGUCCCAGGCUAUUCAUCCUCCCACAACAGAGCAUGUUUAUGCCCAGUGGCAGGAGAGGAAGGCGCUCUUGUCCAGGCCUCCACUGGGUCUCCUGCAGGAAGAUAAUGGACAAAGCCUUGACAUAAAGGAGGAAGAGGCAAUGUCUCCUAUGUCAGGAGAUCCAGCAAACUGGAAUAAUUUUAAAACCAGCAGGACUCUCAAAGUCAAAGGGAGGAGAGGCAGACUUUCAAAAGCUGAUCUAGACACUGGAUGGACUACAGAUGAUGAACGGCAGUGCUCAUUGUGCCAAAAAUAUGGUGACCUGAAACCUAAUGAGGCUGGCAGGUUACUGUACCUGGGCCAGAAUGAGUGGGCACACAUCAACUGCUGUCUGUGGUCCGCAGAGGUGUUUGAAGAAGACAAUGGUUCUCUGCUGCACGUGCACAGCGCUGUCGCGAGGGGGCGCUUGAUGCGAUGUGAACGCUGUAAUCAGACGGGCGCCACUGUGGGAUGCUGUUUGACUUCUUGUCAAAGUAACUACCACUUCAUGUGCGCCCGCUCCCGGCAGUGUGUAUUCCAGGAUGAUAAAAAAGUCUACUGCUACAAACAUCGGCAUCUCAUCAGUGGCAGGAUGAUAACUGGUCAGGAGUUUGAAGUAAACCACAGAGUUUAUGUGGAUUUUGAAGGUAUCAGCCUUCGCAGAAAGUUCCUGACUGGCGUGGAACCUGAACUGAUCAACGUGAUGAUUGGUUCCUUGCAGAUUGAGAAGUUAGGUGUGCUGACUGAACUUUCAGCUUGCAAAGGCAAAUUGUUCCCUGUGGGGUUUCAGUGUUCACGGUGGUACUGGAGUACAGUGAAUCCAUCAAGGCGUUGCAGAUAUACAUGUACAGUCCGAGAAGUCCGGCCCAUAGUCCCAGAGAAGCCUGUUGAAGAAAUGCCUGACCAAGGGGAAAACCAAACCAUCGCUCACAGCCCCCAUCAACUACCUGAAUCUGAAGCCCAAGAAAGUGAAGUGUCAGAAACUCAACCCCCAGCCGAAGAAAGUUUUGUCCCAGGUCUUCCCUUGAAGUCAGACCACAAUGCAAAGCCAAAAGUUCCCGCUCACCCCCUUCCCAGAAGACCAGCUGGAGGAUUGUCCCGACCUCUUCCAUCUCCAGGUCUAAUCCAGACAAAACCCCACCACAUUCUGACCGUAAGUGAUCUGGAAGAGACUCGAAGAGCUCGUCGCCAUAGCCCACACUCUCAGUCAUCGGGUCUUCGUGGUCGCAUGUCUCCCCCACCUCUGGCUCCUCUAACUGGACCUGCUACCCUUCGCUCUGUCAAAUCUACCCUGCCUACUUCUCCACUGUUCCCGCUGUCAGACAACUCCAUGAACUGUCUGUCAUCCCGCUCAGUCGGAGCAAGAAACGCCUCCUCGGGUCGUUGCCAUGGGAAUACAUCAACACAUUGUACCUCAUCAUUCUUUCCUCAUUCUCACUGGCAGGACACUUCAGCCUCUAUAAGUUUGCCUUACUCCUCAUCCUUGCAACAUUUACCCAGAAAUCGUUUGUCAUUUGAACUAAACCAGUCAGACUCUGUGGAGGUACCACACAACUUCUUGGCUUCCCCAGAACCUGAAGAUAUCUCUCCAACAAAUGGUACAUCACCCCAUGGAGACAUGAGCAAACACAACAAAGAUUUUUCCUACAGUUCGUUCCACAGAGAUUCCAAUAUGAGUCUGGGUGAGGAGAUGCGGGCUGAACUUGAGAUUGAAGAAACACUUCUGAAUGAAGGAGUGGCUAUGAACUGUGGGGGUCAGAUAGUGGUGGAAGGUGAGGAUCAGGAGGAAUUCUGGGGAAGAACCCAAGAAGUGCACAAGAAGAAAAACCUUGUCGCAAAUCUUCCACGAUCUGCAGCCUCUGGCAAGGAAGACUUAGGAAACACGUCCUCCGAUGAUGACAUGGACCACUAUUUUGAUUUUUCACGAACAAUAGUCAGCCGCCCACUAUCAAAAGAUCGGUCCAAGUCCCCUUCCUCCUCUUCUUCGCGGCCCUUGGCGCAGCUGGAUGGCAUAGAUGAUGGUACAGAGAGUGAUGCGAGUGUAGCAACUACUGAAGAUACUCAGAAAAUGGGUGAAUCUGACAAAAAACAGAUGCAAAGCAAAAUCCUUAAAAAUAAAAAUGCUUCUGAAACCACAAAUAGCAAAACACCUCCCAACACUUCAUUAAAUGAUAAACAAACAGAAUCUUCAGUUGCUGUUUUAGUUUCCAAACGAAGUACAAGUGACCGUUCACCUCAGCGUUUGCCUUUUCCUCGUGAUGCCAGCGAAAGCUCAGCCACCCCUUCAGUCGAUCAAAACAACAUACUCGCUCCAGUUGUUCACUGUCUUCCUAAUUUACUCACAAAGGUGCCUGAGACGUAUUCAGAGGAGACAUUUGUAGGUUCCAGUGUAGGUUUUGCCCCUGAAACACCUCUUGUUUUUGAGAGAUGUGACAGUAGCCCGUAUUUCACAGAACUACUUCCUGUGCUACAAGAUACUCCAAACCAGUCCGAGGCUUGUAAAGACCCUGAAAGUAACAGCUUUGUAUUUAAGGGGUCUACUGUGCUGAUGAACCACUUGGCAUCUAAUAGGAUUGAACCCUUGUUAGCAGAGUCUGCCGAAAUAACCCAGAGCUCUCUGUUGGAUCUCCUUGAACCUUCUCCUUUAAUGUCUUCUGAUGGCCAAAACCCCUCACAAUGCCUUGAUGAUUCUCUUGAGUUGUAUUCUUGUUUACCAGGUUUCAGUCAGCCUCCUCUCAGGAGUAUUACGCUUCAGCCGGUGACGGCAACACAAGAAACGACAAACUUGCCUCUCGUCGAGCCUUUCUCUGCUAAUCUAACGAACCUCACUCCUGUGGAAGAUGUGACGGAAAUGCAGCUAAACGUUGCAAAUCCAAAUAAUCCAGGGUUACCAGCAAUGCUGGGGACUUGUCCCCCAGCAGAAACUUGUGCUACCAUUUCCAUUUCUGCAUACCCCUCACAAACACAGCAGUUCAGCUCUGCAGCUGUCACCACUGUUUCUUCCACCCCUUUAGUAUCAACACUCUGUUCAACUGCUCCAACACCAUUACAUACCACUGCCGCCCCCAUUAUCCUGAAUGGUUAUAGCUCUUCGUCUGUGCCAAAGGAAGCCACGGCUGGUCACACAAUCUCCAUCAACUUCUCCACACCCAGGCCAGCUAUGGAACCUCAGCAACCAGUGCUGUCCCAGGCGUUACCAGGUCACGCUAUCCUUACUGUUAAGGAGGUAGGAGGUCCGAAUGUUGAUCCUACGCCACAUGUACUUCUGGUGAACCGGCUCGGUCAGAUAUUUGUGAAGAACCCUGAAAGUAACACCUUCCAGCUACCCACUCCCAACUCCCCCUCCUACAAUUGUGUUUCUCAAAUUGCCAACCUCUUGCAGAGUAACGCACUUUCAGCCACGCUGGCGGCUGCUGGUAACAUGAUGGCAGCACCGCCCAGCGCCAACAUGGCAGCUGUCACUGCGUCAGUCACACCUGCUGUGCAGAAUCCAGCUACAGUCACUCAGCUGCUGACCAACAGCAACAAUAAUAACGGUGCAGUGGCAUUGUCAAAUGUGAAAAAGUCAAGAAAAAACCUCAAAGUACCAAAAGAUGAAACCGUACCAGAGAUGAAAAAACCAAAGAAAAAGAAGGAGUCUAAUUCAUCAAAAAAAUCCAAGUCGUCCAAGGCAGCAGGGCAGGCUUCCUUGUCUACAGAAACUCAUCCUGUAACUCCUGCUGAAAGUGCCCAGGCCAUUAUUAAUCAAGCAAUGGCGAGUAACUACACCCCUAAGUGGAGCGGGCUCCAAACCAUGAGUCCUUCCUCCCUGGUUUUACCACCUGGCCUUUUAAUUGAACCAGAGCCGCCAGUGUCACCACACUCUCCUUCGCCACCACCAGCUCCUGCACCUCGUCCUCGUACCCACGUCCGCAUGAAAAGAGUGUCGUCGCUUUCGGAUCGCAUUGUCACCAAGAAGUCGAAAGUUGACUUCUUGCAGCCAGAGUCCAUCAGUGAGGACGAGGAGCACGCAGAGGCAGCUUUUCCCAGCAUCUCCAGCAGAGCCUCAGGAGUUCGCAUCAAAACCCCAACAGUGAAAGGAGUCCUGAACCUGGAUGAGCUAAAGGACAUGAAUCACAUGAGUGAUUCCGAUAGCUCAGGGUCAGAGCCUUUGAGUUAUUUGUCUCAGGAUGAACAGGGCGAGCAGCAUGCAUGGGAACCAGUGGGACACAACAAUCUCACAGACUGGAAGAAGUACUCUGGUGCUGCCUCAACAUCAGACGAUGAGCUGUCGUCAUCUGUUGAUGACGAAGAAUGUCCAAUUAACAGAGAGCAGCCGCGUCUGAGAUUUGAAAUCUCCAGCGAUGAUGGUUUCACUGUGGAGGCAGACAGUAUAGAGGUGGCUUGGAAAACAGUGAUAGAUGGUGUGCAGGAGGCUCGAGCGAUAGCCAGACUCCGGCCUCUGACCUUCCAGAAGAUCACUGGUGCCGACAUGCUUGGACUGGUCCACGACGCUGUGGUUUAUCUGCUGGAACAACUUGAAGGAGCUCAUCGAUGUCAGCGACAUACCUUCCGUUUCUUCAAACAGUUCAGCCAGGAGGAUGAUCUGCCCGUGAAUCCCAGUGGCUGUGUCCGCUCUGAGCUUUACGUUAGGAAAUCUACUUUUGACAUGUUCAACUUCCUGGCCUCUCAGCACAGACAGCUUCCUGAUAUCGGACCUUACGAUGACGAGGAAGAUGAUGUUCUUUUGAAGUCCACGAGACGGGCUACCAGUUUGGAGUUGCCCAUGGCCAUGCGUUUCAGACACCUGGAGAGAACGUCCAAGGAGGCUGUGGGGGUCUACAGGUCUGCUAUUCAUGGGCGCGGUCUGUUUUGUAAGAGGAACAUCGAGUCAGGGGAGAUGGUCAUCGAGUACGCCGGCAUCGUCAUUCGCUCUGUGCUCACCGACAAAAGAGAAAAGUACUACGAUGGCAAGGGUAUUGGCUGUUACAUGUUCCGCAUCGACGACUUCGACGUGGUGGACGCGACCAUGCACGGCAACGCAGCCAGGUUCAUCAACCACUCCUGCGAACCCAACUGCUACUCCCGAGUGAUCAACGUGGAAGGUCGGAAGCACAUCGUCAUCUUCGCGCUCCGGAAGAUCUACAGAGGGGAGGAGCUCACCUACGACUACAAGUUCCCCAUUGAAGACGCCAGCAACAAACUGGGCUGUAACUGCGGGGCCCGGCGAUGUCGGCGCUUCCUUAACUGAGGAGCGAAAAAAGGAGUGGGGUUCCCGCCUUUUUUUAUUUUUUAUUUUUUUGCCUUAACUGAAUGUGGCUCUGCGUUGAAGCUGCAGACAAUGCACGCAGCUAUGAAAGUUGCGAUAGAGAGAAUUCUGUCACCCACACCUGAGCCCACACAGCAGUUGUCAAGGAUGUGGUUUUACUAUUUCUGACAGCGCAGUAGUUCUAACGGAAAUACGGUCAUAAAUUCAAAGGAAUCGGACGCCAGCAGAAAAUGAUUCUGGUACACUCGCCAAGCCUUAUAUGUUUGAAUCAUCACUGAAAAUCUUCACAGCUUGAUUCCUUGUUUUAUUUAUUUCUAGGAGGGAGAUGUCCAUUGAACACGUAUUGUUACGACCGCUCCAUCUUCUGGUGACAGGUGCUUUCGUUGCACCCCUCUCCCC